This is a messenger RNA of Haliotis rubra (blacklip abalone), 1140 nucleotides long. RefSeq names its product serine/threonine-protein phosphatase 6 regulatory ankyrin repeat subunit B-like. Gene Ontology annotation, molecular function: protein binding. NCBI's taxonomy places the organism in Eukaryota, Metazoa, Mollusca, Gastropoda, Lepetellida, Haliotidae. The transcript is spliced from 2 exons. The record is from RefSeq and is a predicted model, not a curated record. The coding region runs from base 1 to 1140 and encodes 379 amino acids.
AUGACAGGGAACAUGAAGGAGAGGGCAAUCAUUUUUAGAAACAUUGACAAGAAGACGUGCCAACUUGACUGUAACGACGAUUCCUUCAUUUUCGCACACUGUCAUCGAGCAAGUGAAUCAAAGAAGAUUGAGAGGACAGGCGGACCCGGCGGCCGUUCUGAGAAUCAAUCGCAUAACAUAAUCGACAUCAACAGUCCAGACUUGUCAAGGAAGACACUGGAGACGGUUGCAUCAGCAAGGGAAUAUAAGGGAGUAGUAGAGCUCCCGAGUAAAGGAGCUGAUAUGUCACUGAUCAAUAAAAAAGGCAACAAAAGACGUAACAAAAAACUUCUCGUUGCCUGUCGGAGAGGAGAUGUGGAGGCGGUGAAGCAGGUCCUCGAACAGGACAAUGUGGACAUCAAUAGUAGAGGUUUUAGGAGUAUGACUCCUAUGAUGUUAGCAGCAAAGAACGGGCGUAGGGGAGUUGUAGACUUCCUCGUGAGUGAAGGAGCUGAUAUGUCACUGGUCGAUCAAAGAGGUGAUAAUGUCCUCCACGCUGCUUGUCGGGGAGGAUAUGUGGAAAUAGUGAAGUAUGUCCUCUCGCAAAAUAUAUUGGACAUUAACAGAGGAGACAGGAUGAUGAGAACACCGCUGAUGGUUGCAUCAGAAACUGGACAUAAGGACGUGGUAGAGCUCCUCGUGAGAAAAGGGGCUAAUGUGUCACUGGUCAAUGAAAAAGGUAGGAACAUCCUUCACUUUGCCUGUCAGGGGGUAGAUGUAGAGACGGUGACGUAUGUCCUUGCACAGGACAAUGUGGGCAUCAAUAGUAGAGACUUCCGGGGUAGGACUCCUGUGAUGGAAGCGGCAAAAAAUGGACAUAAGGAAGUGGUAGUCUUCCUCCUGAGUGAAGGAGCUGACGUGUCACUGGUCGAUGUCAGUGGCAACCACCUCCUUCACACUGCCUGUGAGGGAGGUAAUAUAGAGGUGGUGAAGUAUGUCCUAGCACAGGACUCAGUUGACAUUAACGCCAGGAACAAGAAAGGAAAAACAGCAGCAGAUACUGCAAAGUCCCAUGGACUAUUACAUAUUCUUGACCUUCUUAAAUAUUGUGUUUUUUUCCAAUUUGUACAGACAUUGUUCUUGAUUCAGAGACUUACGUGA